This is a messenger RNA of Cylicostephanus goldi, 391 nucleotides long. The record is from the annotation of a GenBank genome assembly. NCBI's taxonomy places the organism in Eukaryota, Metazoa, Nematoda, Chromadorea, Rhabditida, Strongylidae.
GUUCGCUGACGAUCGUGCACCUGUCAAAGAAAAAAUGCUACUCGCUGCCACUCAUGCAACUUUCAAAAGUGAAUUUGGACCUGUUUAUGUGGAGUACGAAAAGCACGUAACAGAUAGAAAGGUGACCAAAUACUUCGAUUCAAAAGUGCCUUUUGAUGGAGGGCUGUCAAUUUCUUCUGUUGGACCUAACUUUAGAAUCUUUCGAGAAUUGGUUGAAAACCAAAGAGGAACUAGGACCGAUGAGCGAAAACUACAUAACGCACAGCAGGAGCGCGCUGCAGUCGCUCACGCAGGACCUCAACACAUGAAAGGAGUUGCUUUUCCAUUGGAUCGAAAUGCUGAGGAUGCAGUUCGGAAACUAGCCAACGGAUCGUUAGCUCUGGUUCAGUUA